Molecule: messenger RNA, 3044 nt
Organism: Stylophora pistillata
Lineage: Eukaryota; Metazoa; Cnidaria; Anthozoa; Scleractinia; Pocilloporidae
Product: merlin
Cellular component (GO): cytoskeleton
Molecular function (GO): actin binding
Source: RefSeq, a predicted model, not a curated record
UAAUGUUUAUCGUAGGCGAUAAGCACGAUAGGCACGCUAAAUAUUCUGAACAUAGCACGAAUAUGUGUCGAAAAAAAUCUUUAUGAGAUGUAGUGGAUUUUCAGGAAAACUGAAGUGCAGUUUGCUCUUUGUGAGGCCGCCCCAAAUGGUGCGAAAAUAUGCCGAAGACGUACGAUGUUCGCGUGACAACUCUCGAUGCAGAGUUGGAGUUUUCUGUCGAGAGAAACUGCACGGGAAAGGAUCUGUUUGAUCUUGUUGUGCGAACAUUAGGCGUGCGAGAAACGUGGUAUUUCGGUUUGCAGUUUGUAGACAAAAAAGACAUCGUUACGUGGUUAAAAUUCAACAAGAAGGUUUUAGAUCAAGAUAUUCCAGUGGUCAAGGAUGAACCAGUCAGCCUUAAUUUCCACAUUAAGUUCUUCCCUGAGGAUGUGGCAGAAGAACUGAUGCAAGAAAUAACCCAGCACUUGUUUUUCUUACAAGUGAAGGAUGCCAUUCUAAAUAUGGAUAUUUUCUGUCCUCCAGAGGCUUCUGUUCUCCUUGCUUCAUAUGCAGUACAGGCUAAGUAUGGAGAUUAUGACAAAGAGUUUCACACACCAGGAUUUCUGGCAAAAGAUUUACUGUUACCACAGAGGGUUAUUGACCAAUAUCAGAUGACCUCAGACAUGUGGGAAGAGAGAAUCACCUCAUGGUAUGCUGAACACAAGGGAAUGAGAAGAGAUGAAGCUGAGAUGGAAUACCUAAAGAUUGCACAAGAUCUUGAGAUGUAUGGUGUAAGCUAUUUUGAAAUCAAGAACAGAAAAGGAACUGAACUGUGGCUUGGUAUUGAUGCACACGGCCUCAACAUUUAUGAAAAAGAAAAUAAGCUCAAUCCUAAAAUUUCUUUUCCAUGGAAUGAGACAAAGAAUAUCUCCUUUCACGAUAAAAGGUUUCAGAUCAAACCAGCUGAUAAAUCUUCGCCAGAUUUUAUAUUCCAUGCGGCAAAACUAAGAGUUAACAGAGUGAUUCUUGACUUGUGUGUGGGUAACCAUGAACUUUUCACGCGAAGGAGAAAGCCUGAUACGAUGGAGAUACAACAGAUGAGGUCACUGGCCAAAGAAGAGAAAAUGAGAAGACAGAUAGAGAGAGACAAGCUUAUGAAAGAACAGCAAGCACGUGAAGAAAUGGCGCAACAGAAGGAAGAUUUGGAGAGGAGAUUAAAUGAAUUUCAAGAUGAAGCAAAUAGAUCUAAAGAGGCUCUGAUCAAGGCUGAGGAAAUGGGGGAAUUAUUAGCAGAGAAAGCUAGAGUCGCUGAAGAAGAAGCGGCGCUACUCGGCAAAAAAGCUUCUGAUGCUGAAGAAGAAAUAAAAAGACUCAGAUUGUGCGUUAGUAAGUCAGGAGAUGAGCGAAUUGCGAGUGAAAGAAGAGCACGUGAAGUCGCUGAAGAAAGAUUAAGACGAGUCAUGAAAGAAGCUGAAGCCAGAGCGAGGGAAAAUCUUAUGCUGAGAGAAGAUUUAAUGAAGUGCAGACAAGCUGAGAGGCUAGCGAAACAAAAGUUGAUGGAAAUGACUUCAUCCCCUGACUUUUUUUCUAGGUACGGUGAUCCUAGGGAAAUAAUCGCUGAUAUUGACCGCAGUGUUGAGCAGUUAACAGAUGGCGAAGUUUCUCAGCUUUCACGAGAUUACGAGAGAGAAAGAAACAGAAAUAUACAGCAGCAGUUAAGAGAUCUCAAAUCCCAAAUGGAGGGACUAAAGAUAGAUGACAGACAAACACGCUGGGAUUACAUUCACGAUGAAAACAUGAGACGUGGGGAAGAUAAAUAUUCUACCUUACAGAAGAUUCAAACAGGAACGUCUACGGCAAGAAUUCAAUUUUUUGAAGAGUUAUGAUAGAGUAUCUUUGGAGGCUAUUUAAUUCCGGCAUUAUGCGUUACUGAUAUAUUUAAUGCAGAUUGUACAAGUUCACUCAUCAUUCUCCACGGUGAUCGAGGCCCGUAAAUAUGUAAAAGGAUAUCUGUUUAUUUUAGUGAAAUCUAGCGCUCUUGGUUGGUAAUUUCGUGCGCGGCGUCCUGUAAGAUGAAAUCUGUGUAAAAUCUGUAACACUGUGGAAUUCAAGAGACAGUGUCACAAAUGUUUGCAUUAGGUCAGAAAAUAUGUGUAAAAUUGCACAGGUCUUUCAAAGAAACAAUCAAAUGGAGAUAGAACUACUUGAAGUUGCAGACAAGUCAUUCUACUUUGAGAAAAAAUGCUCAAAUUUUUGUUAGGAAGUAUGCAAUAGAGCUAAAUACGUAUGGGUUAUAAUGGGCGUGGAAGAGGAUAGCUGCCUCAAUUCUAGUAUUUUAGUAUUUUAUAUGAGUUGUAACUACUGACUACCGGGAGUAUUAAUUUGUAAUACUUACUUAAACUUAGAAGGACCUAAACAACAACAUCUCUUGAGUAUCUUUCAAGAAAGUACAGCAGCCAUUUAAGUAAAAGUUUGCGACAUUGAUUAAUUUAUUUGAAAUGGUUAUUAAAGACUUCGGACGGCUGUGUUAUCUCAGUUUCCCUAUCAACUUUCAGCAGGGCAUAUUUAUUGCUUUCUAAUUUCACAUCUCGCUUAAAAACCAAGUCACAGUCUCUCCUUGGAGCAUAAGCGGAUUUAGGGUAAAUGGGAUCAAUGUCAAGCACUAAGCAGGACGCUGUUAGACAUUUGCAUUGUUUAUCUUUGCUGAAGGAGGCAAUAGUAGUAGCCGGCGAAACGUCCAGCAAGUAGAACAAUACAGUUUUGGCCACUGUCAACUUUUUAAUUCUCUUUACCAAACAUUUUUAACAUGCUUGGCUAUACACCGAAUAUUUUCGGAUCAAUAUCAUCCUAAUGCAUUAGCUGUAUGUAUCUAGGUGAUUAUUUACGUGAAUAUUUAUUGUAGUACUAAUAGCAGGUUUGGGUCGGUGAAAAGCCAACUUUUUUCCAAAAAGCGGGAGGAGAGUGGGAGAAGCCUUGUCCCAGAUUUCCAUGAUUGCACGUGAUCGCCCUUUUAGCUUGCACUGACAACAUUCUCUCUUAAACAAAUAAAAAUAUGGAAGUCGUGA